Molecule: messenger RNA, 4605 nt
Organism: Rhea pennata
Lineage: Eukaryota; Metazoa; Chordata; Aves; Rheiformes; Rheidae
Gene: RNF150
Product: ring finger protein 150
Exons: 7
Coding region: 17-1315 (432 amino acids)
Source: RefSeq, a predicted model, not a curated record
CGGCGGGGGCCGGCAGAUGAAGAUGGCAAUGUCUGUGAUCCAAGCGUGCCGCAGCCUGGCUCUCUCAACAUGGCUGCUGUCCUUUUGUUUCGUGCAUCUGCUGUGCCUGGACUUCACCGUGGCCGAGAAGGAGGAGUGGUACACGGCCUUCGUCAACAUCACCUACGCCGACCCGGCGGGCGGCAGCGCCGAGCUCCGCAGCGAGAAGAGCGAGUGCGGGCGCUACGGCGAGCAGUCGCCCAAGCAGGACGCCCGCGGGCAGGUGGCCCUCUCCGCCUCGCCCGCCGACCGCUACGCCUGCGACCCCGCCACCCGCUUCAACGCCCCCGCGCCGGGCAAGAGCUGGGUGGCCCUCAUCCCGCGGGGCAACUGCACCUACAGGGACAAGAUCCGCCACGCCGCCGCCCAGAACGCCUCCGCCGUGGUCAUCUACAACGUGGGCUCCAGCAACGCCAACGAGACCAUCACCAUGCCCCAUGCAGGUCUGGAAGAUGUUGUAGCAAUAAUGAUUCCUGAACCCAAAGGAAAAGAGAUAGUGAGCCUCCUGGAGAGGAAUAUUACUGUGAUGAUGUACAUAACAAUUGGAACGCGCAACUUGCAGAAGUACGUCAGCCGUACCUCCGUGGUGUUCGUCUCUAUCUCCUUCAUUGUGUUGAUGAUCAUCUCACUGGCGUGGCUGGUUUUCUAUUAUAUUCAGCGAUUCCGCUAUGCAAAUGCCAGAGACAGAAAUCAGCGCCGGCUUGGAGAUGCUGCAAAGAAAGCAAUCAGCAAGCUGCAAGUCAGAACAAUCAGGAAAGGUGAUAAGGAAACUGAGCCAGACUUUGAUAACUGUGCUGUUUGUAUUGAAGGCUACAAGCCCAAUGAUGUUGUCAGAAUCUUACCUUGCAGGCAUCUUUUUCACAAGUCCUGUGUAGACCCCUGGCUUCUAGACCAUCGUACCUGCCCUAUGUGUAAAAUGAAUAUUCUAAAAGCUCUAGGGAUUCCGCCAAAUGCAGAUUGCAUAGAUGAUAUACCUCCAGAUUUGGAAGCGUCCAUAGGAGGACCACCAACAAACCAGAUAACGGGAGCUAGCGAUAUAACAGUCAACGAGAGCUCUGUAGCCCUGGAUCCCCCAGUCCGAACUGUGGGAGUACUACAAGUCAUCCAAGACGCAGACUCCUUUCCUCAGGUUGGAGAGGGUAACUUCACCACAAGCAAUGAACAGGAGCCAACAGUCAGUAGUGAUUCAGAUAUUUCAUUGAUUAUGGCAAUGGAGGUUGGACUGUCUGACGUGGAGCUUUCCACUGAUCAAGACUGCGAAGAGGUGAAGUCUUGAAAAACACACAGAAAUCUGACACUAAACUACAGGGGAGGGUCACAGGGAGGGACCGAGUCAGCUUUCUAGGAUUUGGACCAGUCAUGCACACACCUCCAGAGCACUGUCACUCCAGCACACUCCAUUCUGAGACGGUCACGAAAAGCAAUAGCAACACUUGUGUUUGCCUGGUUGCAGUUUCAUCAUCUGCACAUGUUCAUUUGGUUCACAUGGAAGAUGAAAGCUUCCCGUUUACCCAUGUGCUUGAGAGCAGUCAUGCAGCUCUUCAGUGGCUCAUAAAUACGCAACUGAAAUGACAGCUUGAGUGUUUUCUACACUUGUUCAAUUGGGUUUUUGUUUGGUUUUUUUUUUUAAGACCUAUGUAUGUUUGUUUGUUUGUUUAUAGUUUGUUAUGAAUGGACACUAUAUUUUUGUUAACUGACCCCAACCUUUUCAAGAGUUCAAUCCAACAAUUUCAAUUGCUGUACACUGGUCACUUCAUGACCUGACUCCAGGAUUUAUUGUUGCCUUGACAUUUCUGCGUGACGUAUACAUGGCUUCAGCACCUUGUAUUAAUAUGAAUCCUGCUUUUGUUAAAUGGAGCCUUGGAAAUCAUGUAUUUUGAAAGCUUUUAUUUGUAAGAGAGAUCUGAAUCAACAGAGGUUGCUGAAUUUUUAUUUAAAACUGCAUUAUGUUGGCUUUUACUUAGAGAGAGCUCUAUUCAAAACAAGUUUGGUACCAUAUGAGGGAGAGAAAGAAAAGCAUUAAGCUUCACCUUGUCCUUGUAAUCCUUUGCUGUAUUUUAGGCUGUUAGCAGUUGUUGGUACGUGGCCUCAAUGACCUUCCUUCAAGUCAUAAUUCAAUAGCUGGAAAAGAAGAUCUACUGUAACAUUGUGUGUUCUCUUAAUUUUACAGACCAAAAUCUGACCAGUAGGCCAAAGGAAUGUCUGAGAGGUUUCCAGAGGGUGCUUGUUAACAGCUGUGGAAGAUGAAAAUAUUCUGAGAAAGGGUCUGGAGAUGCUAAUAACAGUGUCAAAAAUGGUAAUUUUUGCUUGCUAAUGAAGCAAGAGGCAGCUGGAUGAAAUGUUUACUUUUUGUUUUAUUUUUUUUCUUAAUGUGUUUCACUUCAAUUUUCUUUAACUGCAGUUUUGCCUGUUUGUUAUCAAGAAUCCAGGUGGUUUCUUGCCUCCAGAGUCCCUGUUCGUGUUAUCACAAGCAUAACAGAAUACUGGCAAUUUAUAUAGAACUAUAUAUAGCAAAACAUUUUGGGGAGGAAAUCUGGAAACAAACAGAAGUAGCAUAAAAAAAAAUCUAAAUAAUAAUGACCUGUAAUUAUUAUUUAGUCCAUCCAUCCUGAAUUAUGCUUUCCAGAGGAAAAAUUAUUUUGUCACUUAUUUAGUGUACAGUUUCAUUUUUCAGUCAAAACAGUUAACUGUGAAGAAGGACUUUUAGCUUACUGUUAUACAAGAGUAAAGGGUUUCUGUUGACAGUCAGAUGGUUUAAAUCACAUUACAGCCUCCUGAGUCAGGAGAAUCAACAAUGCAGCUUGCCUCAAAAUUUCAUGGAGAGGUCAAAUAUUUUCACUUAAUUGUGUCACAGCAGCAUCGCAAAAUGCAAAUAUUAGGGUUCGUGCUGCAUUUCAUCUUCUUGUGGAUUACACAUUGUCUGUGGAAACUAACUUUCUGCCAAAAUUUGCCUGUCAGAUCUUAUUCAGGAACAAAUGUGUUUAUUACUAUCCCUAAAAUUUUUGAUGGCUUGUUUUUUAAUGCAGGAAGAAGGAAAAAAUAUGCUUUGUUGUCCAGUCAGAACUCAGUUAAUUUUAUAGCUCGGUUUUUUAAUGUUCCUAGUCCGUAAGCUGCAGGGUAAGUUUGAAGUAAAGGAACACAAGCUAAUAAUACUUCAAAACCAUGGUCCAGAAAUGUGCCACUACGUUUUUAUAGACCUUUCAAAAGGACAUCUUUUUUUUUAAUUACAGAGGUGCAAACAGUUGGAGAUCUGUUUGGUUUAAAAAGGAAGUUAGAGAUAGUUCCAGACUGUGUGCCCGCCCUUGGUCACUCUUGCCAAUAUUUGUGGGUUUAUAAUCUUUUUCAUAUUCUUUAAUGUCCUCUCUGUUCCCUGUUGCUGUGUGAAAGGCCCAUAAUCUCAGGGGAACUGAUGGUGAAAUUCACCCCUAUACAGAGAAUUUGCACAAGGUACCACAUAGGCUCCACUUAAGUGCUGGAAAUAAUGCUGAAAUGGGAUUUAAGUGGUGCAUAUGCCUAAUACUGGCCUUUCACAUAGGAAUGAAAUUCACCUCAAAUGGUAAUGCAGGGCAAAGAGAGAAACUGGUUACGUGCAGCUGCAUCUCCCUGUGGGAAGUAUGGACCCUGCUACAACAGAGGACUUGCUUCUUCUCUAAUAUCUUCCAGUUUUGCUGGGGCCUGAAUGUUACAUGUCACAGGAGUAUCAGGAACAGGAUGGCUGAGGUAUCAGCAAUCCUUUAACAUCCAUCCAUGGCAGAUCAGUGACAAACAAAACUCCUGGCCGUAGGAAAUACCGUUUCAGUUCCAGAGAAAGUGUUGCAAACUCUUCAUUUUAUUUCACAAACUUAAUCUCAGUGGAGAGAUUGGCCAAUUAUCUGUUGCUGCAAUGAAGUCACCACAGCACAGCAAAGCAAGCAAAGUCCACGCUUGUACUAGAGGCUGUAAAACCGUAGGCUGAAGCAGGAGGUGAAACUCCCAGCUGGCUCUGUGUUGGGUCAUUUGCCCAGGAAUAGCAUUAAAGCGAGCUGUGCAUGAAAGGUGCAUCACACCGGAUAGGUAACUGAGACCCUGCCCUUGUUGGUAGGAGCUGGGGAAGGACUGCAGAGGAGGAUCAUGCUGUACAUGCUCUUUUCUUAAGUAUCCAUGACUAGAUCUGCUCCCGAGGCAUCUGCUGUCACCCACUGAUAGAGGCAGAGUGCUUGGCUAUGGGAGCUGCUUUUACCUAUCAGUAUCCUGUGGUCUUGUCGAGAGUCACCGUAGCAAAUGGCUCAGGGUUCCUUCAGCUCUUAUUUCCCAAAUCUUACUGCAGUGUCACUCCGGGCAGAUAUUUUUCCAUUUCUUUCCUCAGUUGUUCCAAAGGUCUGAGCAUCGUUAAAUGGUAACCAGUGCAAGGCUAUGUUAUGCAUCACUGAAGCCUGAACUUAAGAAGGCACUUAAGUAAAUGUUUAAAUCUGUCCUUGUUCAGAGAAGCACUUACAUCUGAUUUUGGACUUGUACUGAAAUCACAUUGUUUUCAACAGAUCUUGUAUGAGUGUAUUUAAGCCCCUGUGUCAAAUGGAAAUGUUUUUC